AUGCAAGAAACACCUAAUGAGGCAAGGGUGCAACAAGCGCCUGAGAUACCCCCACCACCCUUUGAGGUGGAUCAAAAUGGUGACCCCAGCCGCGUGAGGCUUACGGUGGAUUCGAUUACCGGAACCCUUGAUUUGAGGGAUAAGCUGGAGAGGACAAGGCGCUUAAGAGCGGCAUCGGUCGAAGCAAAGGCGGCGGUGCAAAUACACUUCAACCAGGAACCCGAGUAG
Molecule: messenger RNA, 228 nt
Organism: Linum trigynum
Lineage: Eukaryota; Viridiplantae; Streptophyta; Magnoliopsida; Malpighiales; Linaceae
Source: the annotation of a GenBank genome assembly